UCUAGACUAAGUAGUGUGUGUUAUAUAUCCAUCCAUUAUAAGGAAGUAGUGCAUAAUGUGCUAAGCUACAAUAUUAACGAUGAUGAUGAUGAUGAAAGGCACCGCAAUGAUUCGCUUGUUCUCUGUUGUUGUUCUAGUAGGGCUCUGUCAUCUGAUAUGCUUGACGAGAGCAGUCCCUAUCACAAGAACCCAAAGCCUUAUUAUGCAUAAAGGUCCCCAAGUUGAUGCUGCUUUAUUGGCGGUGGAGAAUAUCAACAACCACAACGUUAACCUACAACGAGAAGUUGUCAUCAUCAGAGAAAGAGACUUGGAGGAGACAAGAAGUAGUUCAGCCGUUAAUACUGAGAGGAUGAGGUUGUUGGAACUGCAUGACUACCCACCUACAGGGUCUAAUGACCGUCACAAUCCAAAACCACCAUCUCCAUAGCAUUUCAAUGUUGUGUAUUGAUCGACCAUAAUCAACCCAUGUGGCGUCUGCCUCUACGUAUGAAUUUUCACUAUAUAUUAUGAAUGAAUAUCAUGUUUUAUUAUGUUAUGCUAAUUCAGUGUUAUUAGGGAAUAAAUUAAACUAGUUUCUCAAUAACUUGCUUAAGUGGAAGCAAAAAUGUAAGCUGCACUGAUGAAGAUGAGUAUCAAUUAUUAAUUAAUUGA
Molecule: messenger RNA, 651 nt
Organism: Arachis duranensis
Lineage: Eukaryota; Viridiplantae; Streptophyta; Magnoliopsida; Fabales; Fabaceae
Exons: 3
Coding region: 80-427 (115 amino acids)
Source: RefSeq, a predicted model, not a curated record